Pistacia vera is the source of this 646-nucleotide messenger RNA. RefSeq lists its product as uncharacterized. The record is from RefSeq and is a predicted model, not a curated record. The coding region runs from base 73 to 399 and encodes 108 amino acids. NCBI's taxonomy places the organism in Eukaryota, Viridiplantae, Streptophyta, Magnoliopsida, Sapindales, Anacardiaceae. The transcript has 3 exons.
UCAUACAUUUAUUGCCACUCUCCAAAAAAACCCAAAACCCUAACUCUUAGUAAUUCGAACGGAGAUUCCAGAAUGGCGUGGAGGCAAAUAAUCAACACAACUACGGCACCCGUUCCAUUUCCGGCAUCGUUCUCUAGAUUCUUCUCCUCUAAGUCAUCAACUCCCUACAUUGUCAAGGUUGGGAUACCAGAGUUUCUCAAUGGUAUAGGGAAAGGGGUGGAAUCCCAUGUGGCCAAGCUUGAAUCUGAGAUCGGUGACUUUCAGAAGCUGCUCGUCACACGCACUCUUAAGCUCAAGAAGCUUGGUAUUCCCUGCAAGCAUAGGAAGCUGAUACUGAAACACACCCACAAAUAUAGACUUGGACUAUGGAGACCGAGAGCUGAACCUGUCAAAACCUGAUAAUUUUGGAAGUGGCUAACUGAAGACACUCCCCCAUUGCAGAAGUGACUGCUGGACAAUUCGAUAUGGAGAUGCGGAAAUCUUGAGUUUGGUUCUAUUAAUAUCUGUAAUCUUGUGUCAACUAUAUUAGAAUUUAAGGGACAAAGGUUACUGGUACCAGAAAUUUCAUGUUAUAAGCAGCGAAAUGAGUUGUUUGAUUACUCAUGAGAAGUUAUGGAAUAAUAUUCGAAAUUUUUCCAGUAAAUAU